Ananas comosus (pineapple) is the source of this 3194-nucleotide messenger RNA. RefSeq names its product protein argonaute 4B-like. Gene Ontology annotation, molecular function: protein binding; RNA binding. Lineage: Eukaryota; Viridiplantae; Streptophyta; Magnoliopsida; Poales; Bromeliaceae. Gene Ontology annotation, biological process: regulatory ncRNA-mediated post-transcriptional gene silencing. The transcript is spliced from 23 exons. Bases 175 to 2919 code for a protein of 914 amino acids. The record is from RefSeq and is a predicted model, not a curated record. Gene Ontology annotation, cellular component: cytoplasm.
CGUGAGGUGUGACCGUGUGAGAGGACUACUAGAAGAGGAAGUUCGGAGAGGAGUAAAGAGAGAGAGAGAGAGGGGAGGAGAGAGAGAGAGGGGUGAAGCGAAAAGGCGAUUCGGAGAGAGUCGGCGCUCUCCACAUCCUCUUCGUCUUGUUCCAUUUAGGUAGUUAUUUUGGAGAUGGAGCCCCACAAUGGAGUAGAUGGAGAGGAUCUCCCCCCUCCUCCUCCAAUACCUCCGAAUGUUGUACCAACAAAAGCUGAUUCGGACAGAAGUUCUCCGCCGAAAAAGGCAGCAAAGCCUAAACGGGUGCAAGCACAGAGGCCAGGUGUUGCCCGUCGAGGACAGCAAAUACCUCUGUAUGCUAAUCAUUUUAAAGUUUCCGUCCGGAGCACUGAUGACUACUUUUAUCACUACAGUGUUUCCUUGAAGUAUGAAGAUGACCGCCCAGUUGAUGGAAAGGGAGUAGGGAGAAGAGUAAUUGACAAACUACGCCAGACUUAUGACUCUGAACUGGGGAAUAAGGACUUUGCCUAUGAUGGUGAGAAAAGCCUUUUCACACUAGGCUCUCUGCCUCAUGUGAACAAUGAAUUUACUGUUGUUUUGGAGGACAUUUCCUCUGGCAGAACUGCUGGAAAUGGAAGUCCUGGUGGAAAUGACAGCCCGGGAGAAAGUGACAGGAAGCGUGUUCGCCGGCCUUAUCAGACAAAGGCCUUUAAAGUUGAGCUUAGUUUUGCAGCUAAAAUUCCUAUGCAAUCCUUAGCUCAAGCCUUGAAGGGCUAUGACUCGGAGAACUCCCAAGAAGCGUUACGGGUGCUUGAUAUUAUCUUACGACAACAUUCGGCAAAACAGGGAUGUCUACUUGUCCGCCAGUCCUUUUUCCAUAACAACCCAUCAAAUUUUGUUGACUUGGGCGGGGGUGUCAUGGGAUGCCGAGGGUUUCACUCCAGCUUCCGUACCACACAAAGCGGCCUUUCACUAAAUAUUGAUGUCUCAACUACUAUGAUUGUUAAACCAGGUCCAGUUAUUGACUUUCUUCUGCAGAACCAAAAUGUUAACACUCCAUAUCAAAUUGACUGGGCUAAAGCUAAGCGCAUGCUGAAAAAUCUGAGGAUAAAGACAAGUCCACAAAAUACUGAAUACAAGAUUGUUGGCUUGAGUGAACUGCCGUGCAAUGAGCAAACGUUUGUAUUAAAGCAGAGAAAUGGUAGGGAUGGAAAUGGUGAAGAUUUCCAUACUUCAGAAAUAACAGUCUAUGAGUAUUUUGUUAAACAUCGGAAUAUUGAGUUAAGGUAUUCGGCUGAUCUGCCAUGCAUUAAUGUUGGAAAACCAAAGCGCCCCACGUACAUUCCCAUGGAGUUAUGCAAUUUAGUAUCACUGCAAAGAUACACAAAGGCUUUAUCUAACCUUCAACGUGCCUCACUGGUGGAGAAAUCGAGGCAGAAGCCUCAAGAGAGAAUGAGGGUUUUAAAUGAUGCCUUAAAGCACAGCAAUUAUGAUUCUGAGCCAAUGCUGCGGGCUUGCGGUAUUUCCAUUGCUACAAGUUUUACACAAGUGGAAGGCCGUGUUUUACCAGCCCCAAAGCUGAAAGUUGGUAACGGUGAAGAUUUUCUUCCACGAAAUGGGAGAUGGAACUUCAACAACAAGAAACUGGUUCAGCCCUCAAAUGUUGAUCGCUGGGCUGUGGUCAAUUUCUCGGCUCGUUGUGAUAUCAGGUCUCUUGUCCGAGAUCUGAUCAAAUGUGGAGAUAUGAAAGGAAUUUCCAUUGAGCAACCAUUCGAUGUAUUUGAAGAGAGUCCUCAGUUGAGGCGAGCUCCUCCCACUGCUAGGGUGGAAGACAUGUUUCAACAAAUUAAGACAAAGCUUCCAGGAGCACCACGUUUCCUUCUCUGCCUUUUGCCUGAGCGGAAGAACUGUGAUGUUUAUGGACCUUGGAAGAGAAAAUGCCUCGCUGAAUUUGGAAUUGUCACACAAUGCAUUGCUCCAACUAGAGUCAAUGAUCAGUACCUUACAAAUGUGCUCCUAAAGAUUAAUGCCAAGCUGGGUGGAAUCAACUCGUUGUUGCAUGUUGAGCAUACUCCUGCUAUUCCUCUGGUGUCUAAGAUGCCCACAAUUAUCUUGGGGAUGGAUGUUUCCCAUGGACAGCCAGGGCAAUCUGAUGUGCCAUCAAUUGCUGCUGUUGUUAGUUCUAGACAGUGGCCUCUCAUUUCAAAGUAUAGGGCAUCUGUCCGAACCCAGUCGCCAAAGGUGGAAAUGAUAGACUCCUUAUUUAGACCUACUGAAAAUGAUGAUCAAGGAAUAAUGAGGGAACUGCUGGUUGAUUUCUACACCAGCUCAGGAAAAAGAAAGCCUGAUCAAAUUAUUAUUUUCAGGGAUGGAGUAAGUGAGUCUCAAUUCAAUCAGGUUCUAAACAUUGAGCUGGAUCAAAUCAUCGAGGCAUGCAAGUUUCUGGAUGAACAGUGGUCACCGAAAUUCACAUUGAUUGUGGCACAGAAAAACCACCAUACUAAAUUUUUCCAACAUGGAUCCCCUGAUAAUGUCCCUCCUGGCACUGUUGUUGACAGUAAAGUCUGUCAUCCACGCAAUUAUGACUUCUACAUGUGUUCGCAUGCAGGGAUGAUAGGUACUACUAGGCCCACACACUACCAUGUGCUUCUUGAUGAGAUAGGAUUCUCUCCCGAUGAUCUUCAAGAGCUAGUUCACUCGCUCUCUUAUGUCUACCAAAGGAGCACCACUGCUAUCUCUGUUGUUGCGCCAAUCUGCUAUGCACAUCUGGCUGCCACGCAAGUUGGUCAGUUUAUGAAGUUUGACGACUCGUCUGAGACUUCCUCGAGCCAUGGAGGGCAUACCUCGGCCGGGAGCAUUCCUGUCCCGGAACUGCCGCGGCUUCACGAGAAAGUGAGCAAUUCCAUGUUCUUCUGCUGAGAUUGGCUUUGGUUUGCUUAAUAUUGUAUGCGGAGCCAAUUUAGUUUUUUGGGGUUAACGGGGUGUUUGACCACCCAGCUAACUUUAUUGUAUAUAUGACUGCCGGUGUGAUACUCCUGCUUAGGAUGGUCUCUAGACUCAGAUCCUGGGAUUGUUUUGUUUUGAACUAGCUGUUCUGUUUUGUGAAGCCUGACCUGGUUGAUUGACAAUUUCUUAGUAUCUCUCUUAACAUGACUAUAUGUUGCUUUUGUUGGGAAAUUUGUGCAGUUGUUCUA